Molecule: messenger RNA, 1845 nt
Organism: Colletotrichum orchidophilum
Lineage: Eukaryota; Fungi; Ascomycota; Sordariomycetes; Glomerellales; Glomerellaceae
Product: SH3 domain-containing protein
Exons: 3
Coding region: 1-1845 (614 amino acids)
Molecular function (GO): phosphatidylinositol binding; protein binding
Source: RefSeq, a predicted model, not a curated record
AUGCCUCACCUCAUGCAGGCCCUCCGUCGGUCCAUUAAGGGCGAAAAGGACAACGCCAAAGUCAACAUUGCCCCCAAGUCUGCUGUUGCCAUCGUCCCUCCCAAGAAGGUUAUCCGAGCCCUAUACGAUUAUGAAGCGCAGUCCAACCAAGAGCUGAGCUUUUCGCGUGGCGACUUCUUCCACGUCAUUGGCAGAGAGAAUGACCCCGACUGGUACGAAGCCUGCAACCCAGCACUGCCCGACGCCCGCGGCCUCGUACCUGUAGCCUUUUUCCAAGCAUUAGGCCGAACCGAGAGAGACAGCGGCCAGUCCGACGGCGCCAUACCCCGGCCACCGACCAUGUCUCCGACCAUUUCCAAGAACCCCGAUCAUGACUCCGGCUAUGCCGAGACUGCGCCGCCCCCUGGCGCUACGCAGUCACCACCCGCGACUCAGCCGACGCAGCGUAUGUCCAGAUCCGGAAGCAGGUCCGGCGCGAUGGUGUACGGUAUCGUCAUGUACGAUUUUGUGGCGGAGCGCGCCGACGAGUUGGAGGCCAAGGCUGGAGAGGCCAUUAUCGUCAUUGCGCAGUCCAAUCCCGAGUGGUUCGUCGCCAAACCCAUCGGCAGGCUUGGAGGACCCGGUUUGAUUCCCGUGUCGUUUGUCGAAAUACGUGAUAUGGCGACGGACACGGCCGUUGGAGACGCCUCGGGAGCCAUCAAGAAGGCCGGCAUUCCCAAGGUCGAGGAAUGGAAGAAGAUGGCGGCCGACUACAAGAACAGCAGUAUCACACUAGGCAAGUUCGAUAACGGCUCUGCACCGCAACAGGGCUCCAUCGAGCAAGGGAUGGAACGUAUGAGUAUCCAACAAGGCGGACGCACUAGCUCACAGAAUGGGGCAAACCUUCAACAGCAGCAGCAGCAGCAGCCACCGCAGCAGCAACAGGCUGGCUACCAGCAAUCGCGCAACUCUCAGCAAGCUGCCCAACCCAGCCCUUACGCCAAAUCAGCGUCACAGCUUUACGCUCCAAUCUCAGCCCGCAUUCCGAGAUACUGCUUUGCGGAAGACAAGUACUGGUUCGUCAUUGAAGCCGUGCUGGAGGAUGGCCGUCACUGGGAGCUUUCCAGAUACUAUGAAGACUUUUAUGAUUUCCAGAUUGCCUUGCUCACCGAAUUCCCGGCCGAGGCAGGAAACACCGGCACGCAAAAGCGUACACUACCUUACAUGCCUGGACCGGUCAACUACGUUACAGACGCCAUCACUGAGGGCCGACUACACAACCUAGAUGCCUACGUCAAGAACCUACUUGCGCAGCCUGCUUACAUCGCAAGAUGUACCCUCGUCAAGCAAUUCUUCGCCCCUAGAGAAGGCGACUAUGAAAUUGACCCUAAUGCGCCAAAUGACGAAUACCGACUGUCAGGCGGCUCGCAGCCGUCACCGACCGAAUCACCAGCCGAUGCGGCAUCACAACAAGCGUCCAAGAACAAUCUGAACGGCAACGGCUACGGAGGAUCAUCUGCUACCCCUCAACAAAGAGCAGCGGGCCAGUCCGGAAUGAACCGUCAGCCAUCAUCUCUAUCUCAGUCCCAGCCCUCUCCCGCCAUCGGCCAGGGUCAAGUUCAAGCCAUGAAGAUCAAGCUAUACUUCAACGGCGAUCUGAUUGCGAUCCGAGUUGCGACAGAUAUCUCAUUUCAACAGCUGUACGACAAGAUUGUGGACAGACUCAAGAUUCCAGUGGGUGAAGAAAUCCAGCUUUUCUACAAGGACGAGCCGACUGGCGAUAAGCCCAAUUUAAUGAGCGACAAUGACCUCGAUUACGCAUUGCAAAGGAACGAGAAGCUCCUACUCUAUGUGGAGCAGGUCUAA